Alternaria arborescens is the source of this 354-nucleotide messenger RNA. RefSeq lists its product as hypothetical. Bases 1 to 354 code for a protein of 117 amino acids. NCBI's taxonomy places the organism in Eukaryota, Fungi, Ascomycota, Dothideomycetes, Pleosporales, Pleosporaceae. The record is from RefSeq and is a predicted model, not a curated record. The transcript has 2 exons.
AUGUACUUCUCUUCUGUCUUCGGCUUCGCGGUCCUGGCAUCCGUCAUGUCUGCUGUCGCAGUCCCUGCAGCUCUUCAAGUGCGCGGCCAUUGUGGUGACUUGUAUGAUAAUCACCUCGGACCUGGCACUGCAGGUGCUAUCAAUGGUGGCAAACAGUGCCAAAAUUUUAGAAAAGCUGGAGAGAGUCCAAAUGAUCAAUCAACCUACACUAUGAGAAUGAAUGGCAUUUGCCUUCACUGCGAUUUUUACUUCAAAGAAAACUGUAUUGACGCAUCAUACGGCAUGGGGAGCACUAGAGGACUCUCUGGAAACGAGCAAAAAGAUUAUAGGAUUGCUAAGAGCUUUCGGUGCUAG